CUCGCUCACCGGUUCUUCUUUUGUACUCCCAAGAAAUAUUGCAAGACCAAUUAGCACAACAUGUCCAAAUUCACACUACGCUGGGGCAUUCUCGCCACUGGAGGCAUCGCUGAGAGCUUCUCGAGAGACUUGACUGUCAACCCCGAGACUCGCAAUGUCAACGACAUCAAGCACGAGAUUGUUGCUGCUGCCAGUUCAAGCAGUGCCGACCGUGCUAGUCAAUUCUUGAAGAAGGUCGGCGCACCCUCUUCAGCGAAGGGCUACGGAUCUUAUGAAGAGCUGGUUGCCGACAAGGACGUUGACAUAAUCUACGUCGCUACACCUCACUCGCACCACUACCAGAAUGCCAUGCUCUGUCUUGAGGGUGGAAAGAAUGUCCUCUGCGAGAAGGCUUUCACCGUCAACGCUGCGCAGGCAAAGAAGCUGGCAGAGAAGGCCAAGGAGAAGAACUUGUUCUUGAUGGAGGCUGUUUGGACAAGAUACUUCCCCUUGUCCAUCUACGUCCGCGACAUCAUCACUUCCGGUAAGAUUGGAAAGGUCCACCGUACCUUCGCCGACCUGUCCAUUGGCACUCUGCCUGAAGACGCCUUCGAUAACUCCCACCGCAUGGUCAACCCCGACUUGGCUGGAGGUGCUCUCCUCGACCUGGGCAUCUACGCCUUGACCUGGGUCUUCCAGACUCUCUACCACACCCAGCCCGAAUCUGCACGUAAAGCACCUACCGUCGUUUCAUCCCUCAAGAAAUACCCCACCGGCGCCGACGAGAUGACCACCAUGCUUCUCACCUUCCCUCGUUCUGAAGAGCUUGGUGGAGACGCUCACGGUAUCGCCACCACCGCUUUCCGCACCACUCCUGACCCAGACGGCAAGGGCAGCGCUGGUCCCGCCAUCCGUGUACAAGGUGACAAGGGUGAAAUUCAAGUCUUCCACCCCGCUUUCCGCCCCUCCAAGACCAAGCUCGUUCUCUUCGACGGCACUGUAGAGGAAAAGACCUUCACUCAACCCGGACCUGGCAAGGGCUCUGGCUUCUACAACGGCUUCGGCGACGACAAGAACCCCGAGGGCGAGGGUCACGGUAUGUUCUGGGAAGCCGAUGAGUGCGCUUUUGCUCUCAAGGAGGGUAGAAAAGAGGGCAAGUACGAGGGUCUGCAGGAGAGUAUUGUCAUCAUGGAGACCAUGGAUGAGGUGCGCAAGCAGAACGGUAUGACCUACCCUGAGAAGAUCGAGACGACCAAAUUCCCUACUCAGCUGUAAACUGGUUGACUCACGUAAUAUAUGAUGAUAUAUGAAGGCUCAAAAGUACGCCUCAAUCUGGAGGUUCAUUCUAUCAUACCUGCUAC
This is a messenger RNA of Aureobasidium pullulans EXF-150, 1340 nucleotides long. Its product is annotated as NAD(P)-binding protein. The transcript has 3 exons. Gene Ontology annotation, molecular function: nucleotide binding. The coding region runs from base 61 to 1254 and encodes 397 amino acids. NCBI's taxonomy places the organism in Eukaryota, Fungi, Ascomycota, Dothideomycetes, Dothideales, Saccotheciaceae. The record is from RefSeq and is a predicted model, not a curated record.